Gadus morhua (Atlantic cod) is the source of this 1396-nucleotide messenger RNA. It is a transcript of the gene ppp1r14d, whose product is annotated as protein phosphatase 1 regulatory inhibitor subunit 14D. Gene Ontology annotation, biological process: regulation of phosphorylation; innate immune response. Lineage: Eukaryota; Metazoa; Chordata; Actinopteri; Gadiformes; Gadidae. The transcript has 4 exons. Gene Ontology annotation, cellular component: cytoplasm. The record is from RefSeq and is a predicted model, not a curated record. Gene Ontology annotation, molecular function: protein serine/threonine phosphatase inhibitor activity. The coding region runs from base 620 to 985 and encodes 121 amino acids.
ACACACAAGCACACACCCGCACACACAAAAACACCCACACCCACACACAUUAUCUCUCUCUCCCACUCACUCUCUCGUACACGCAGGCCAACUCACGCAAGCAUCCCCCACACACCGACACGCAGACCACACCAACACACACACCAACAGAAAGAGGCGUAUCUCAUUACCAUCCUCUUGAUGGUGCAGGCAGCAGGCUGUGCCGAGGGGAGCCGAGGAGAUCAGCAGACAGCGAGCGUUCGAGGCAGAGCGGAAGGAGAGGAAGAGAGUGAGAGAGGGGAGAAAACAAACAGAGCGCAAAGACCAACUCAUUAAGGGUGGCCAGCAGGAACUGUCGCGGCACAGAAAGGAAGCGGCGAAGGGAAGCAAGGAUCAGGCCAACACACACGACACAACAAGAUAACGGCAGACAGGCGAGCAGCCACUACAGCCCUCUGACUGUCAGCAGACACACAGAGAAGAGCCGAGCGAGGGAAGCCAGUGGACCGUCCGGCUUCUACAAGAGAGUGUGUGUGUGUGUGUGUGCGUGAGGCGUGUGUGUGUGUGUGUGUGUGUGCGUGUGUGACUGUGUUCAGUCUGAGCCUCCGUCGACCACGGAUCUCCUGAGGCCGUGGCAGGCAUGGCGUCGACGGAACCGGGUGCCCAGUCCAGGGUGAUGUUCCAGACGGUGGACAAGACGGAGGAGACGGCUGGCCACCGGUUGGGCAAGCUCACUGUCAAGUACAACCGCAAGGACCUGCAGAGACGGUUGGACAUAGAGGAGUGGAUCGACGGUCAGCUGCACCUGCUCUUUGACUGCGAGGCAGAGGAGAUUCCAGAGCUAGAGAUUGACAUAGACGAGCUCCUGGACUUGUCGGAAGAAGGCCAGAGGAGCCGGCUGCAGGAGUUGCUGCAGGAAUGUGGGAAGCCAAAAGAGGAAUUCAUCAACGGGCUGCUCUACAGGAUGAAGGGGCUGCGCAAGAUGUCAGGGACUCUGAAGAAAUAGACCCAUUCGAGACACGAAACAAGACACGCCUCUUUGUCCUCCAGCUCCUUAAACCGUUGAAUAAUGGCAUGUGUGGUGUACAUUUCGUGGGAUACCCCAGUCAGGGGGUCUCCCCCGCAUGGGGGUCCGCAGACAGCAGCAACAGACACUGUCAAAGCAGUCACUUUUGAUUAUCCAUUUUUUUUAUUUUAUUGUCGUAUUUAUAGACAGCGUUAACAUUUGGACUUCCUCAUAAACACCAAUAAUGCAACGCUGAGAAACGCGUAUAAACAUAAGCUGUUCAAUCCGACGGACUGGUUUCUGUGUAUGACUGUAAAUUUUUUCCCCGGUUGCCUAUUUAUGUAUAGAACUUCUUUUUUUGCGGGGGUUCUGAUUAUAGAGUUCAAUGUCAAAAUAAAAAAAAGAUUUUCA